Heterocephalus glaber (naked mole-rat) is the source of this 1727-nucleotide messenger RNA. It is a transcript of the gene Pradc1, whose product is annotated as protease associated domain containing 1. The record is from RefSeq and is a predicted model, not a curated record. NCBI's taxonomy places the organism in Eukaryota, Metazoa, Chordata, Mammalia, Rodentia, Bathyergidae.
UCAUUUAACUCUUAACAACCCUAGCGCGUUGGUACUGUUAUUAUGCCCACAUUAGCGAUGAGGCCGAGAGGUUAAGAAAGGUGUCCACAGUCACGGAUGCACAGCAGGUGGGAACGAAACAGGCAUGAGAAACUGGCUCCAGAGCCAGCUGUCUGGCUGUGCGCUGGUCAGCGCCUGUUCGCCGGAGAGCUGCAUCAGGCCGCGCCCCAGAAUCAGCCAACUGUGAGUGCACAAGCUGUAGUGGAACUGGGCCGACGACCACCUGGGCGCUAGACGAAUGCCUUCCCCCAGGAGAGGUGGGAGAGGAAGGGGACACCUCUGGGAGAAGGAAAAUGGUCGUCGAACGACGCUGACCCAAGCAAGAGCUUCAGGCCAGGACUUUCAGCAGCUGAAGAGCUCCUUCUGGCGGCCCUAACCUUUCCCUACCCUCUCCAGCCCGCCCACUGCCAACCAGGUCCUGUAGAGUCGAAUCUAUACUGAGAAACACGGGGGCGGGGCUGGGGUAAGGGCCAGCAGUUGCUGUUAAGAGUUUAGGCCAAUCAGCCCUUGGUCCCCCUUCUCUCGGCCAAUAGAAAGUGGGCUAGGGCGCAGAGGCGGAAAGUGCAGCUUCAUGAGCAGGCGUCAGAGCCAAUCAUUCGUGGACCUCGUUGUCAUCCGCCAACCAGCGAAGAGAGCGGGUCUGGGGGCGGGAGGCCAGAGCAGCUGUCAGGCUAAAGUCCGGCGAGCUACGAGCGCGGCUGGACAGCAAGAGCAAGCGCGGCGCCGGGCCGGGUCCUGGAGAUGGUCCCCGGCGCCGCAGGCUGGUGGUGUUUGGUGCUUUGGCUGCUCGCGUGCGUCGCGGCCCACGGCUUACGCAUCCAUGAUUAUUUGUACUUCCAAGUGCUGAGUCCUGGGGACAUUCGAUACAUCUUCACAGCCACACCUGCCAAGGACUUCGGUGGUAUCUUUCACACAAGGUAUGAACAGAUCCAUCUUGUCCCUGCUGAACCUCCAGAGGCCUGUGGGGAACUUAGAAACGGUUUCUUCAUUCAGGACCAAAUCGCUCUGGUGGAGAGGGGGGGCUGCUCCUUCCUCUCCAAGACCCGAGUGGUACAGGAGCAUGGUGGGCGGGCCGUGAUCAUCUCUGACAAUGCAGUUGACAAUGACAGCUUCUACGUGGAAAUGAUCCAGGACAGUACCCAGCGCACGGCUGACAUUCCUGCCCUCUUUCUGCUCGGCAGAGAUGGCUACAUGAUCCGUCGCUCACUGGAACAGCAUGGGCUGCCAUGGGCCAUCAUUUCUAUCCCAGUCAAUGUCACCAGCAUCCCCACCUUUGAGCUGCUACAACCACCCUGGACCUUCUGGUAGAAUUGGUCCAACAUUCCAGCCUUAAGUGACCCUGGGCUUGGAAGGGGAAACCCAGGCACUCUGCUAUUUGGAAUCUGGGGAGAACAUCUGUGGACAAGUGAAGCCAAGCAGAGGGAAGAAAGCCACAUCACGGGCUCUCUCUUCACCAAGGCUCCCAAGGACAUCUUGUGCUACAGGAAGAGGCAAGAGCCAAGCUCCAGGGCUUCUGGCAGGAAUCUAGAACAAAAGGAGCUAGAAGGAGGCCACCUGUGACAUUCCACCUGGUUCAACCUCCCCAACCCAUGGUCUCCUCUUCACAGGAAUUGCUGGAGAGGUUUAAGGAAUUGGUGUCUGGGGACUCAAUAAACUCACUGACUUUUUAGCAAUAAAGCUCAUCAGGA